This is a messenger RNA of Melanaphis sacchari, 807 nucleotides long. RefSeq lists its product as uncharacterized. Bases 11 to 760 code for a protein of 249 amino acids. The record is from RefSeq and is a predicted model, not a curated record. The transcript has 7 exons. NCBI's taxonomy places the organism in Eukaryota, Metazoa, Arthropoda, Insecta, Hemiptera, Aphididae.
UGUAAAAACCAUGGAGUCAACAAUACGAGAAUUGUUAUCAAGUGCAACGAUUUUAGGAUGUUUAAAAUUAACAUUUGCGUUGCAUUUAAAUAUCCAGAAACCCGAUACGGUCUUGAUAAGUGUGCCGUUUGACCAAUUAAAAAAUAUUGAAUGGCUUGGAAAUCCUAACUACACGAAAUCGACAUGUGGGACGUUCAAAGCUUAUGACACCAAAACGGUAGAAAAAGUUGUCGGGAGAUGGUAUACCAUUUACAUGUCAAAUAUUCCAUCAACCACGGAUUAUUGUAGUCAAUUUACAAAUAUCAAAAGUCCGUGCAAAUGUAUUGGAAUUGAUUUCACAAUAAGUACAAAAGAUGAUACCAUUUCAUUUGUCAUGUUUUCUUCAAACACAAAUGAGAAUUCUGUAACAUAUGAGUUAGCAACAGCUUCAUUAAUCGGAAAUAGACAGUUAAACAUGGAAAAAAUAAUACUACGAAGUUUUGUGAUAAAAUCCAAUGCUAGAAUAAAAGGACUAGGAGGUUUUGUAGUCCCACAUGGUGCUAUUGUUGAUUCUGAUGAUUUCAAAUCAUACAUGAUCCUGGUUUUCUGCCUAGAAAAGACAGCAAAACCUAUUAUUAUGGUUCUAGUAAAUGCGCUUCCCGCUUCUGAAAACAUCAUGGACAUAGCUCUAAAGUAUUUAAAUGACAAUCAUUUUAAUGCAAAGUUAUUUAGAGUACACCACAACAAUUGUAAGUAUGCUCAAAAUAUUGUUGGAUACUAGCCAUUAUUAAGAACCAUUGUAAAAUUGUGCUCUUAAAUUAUUAAAGU